Molecule: messenger RNA, 645 nt
Organism: Nannizzia gypsea CBS 118893
Lineage: Eukaryota; Fungi; Ascomycota; Eurotiomycetes; Onygenales; Arthrodermataceae
Product: glycerate-and formate-dehydrogenase
Exons: 3
Coding region: 1-645 (214 amino acids)
Cellular component (GO): cytosol
Molecular function (GO): glyoxylate reductase (NADPH) activity; hydroxypyruvate reductase [NAD(P)H] activity; NAD binding
Source: RefSeq, a predicted model, not a curated record
AUGGCCCAGCAAAAGCCCAAAGUGCUCUGUCUAAGCUACCCCGAGUUCACAGACAAGGCGUACCUAGCAGACUUCCAAACCAAAUUCGAACUUCACUCGCUUACAUCCCCUGCCCGAGCCGGCCUGGUCCCCGAACUAGCCGCCCGGGUCCGCAAAGAUGGCCCCUUCGACGCCGUGGUGGUACGCAUGGGCACGAUCGUCUUCGAGCCAUUUGACGCCGAGAUGUUCUCCCCUCUGCUCCCCACAUGUCGUAUCAUAGCCUCUGCUUCAGCAGGGUAUAAUGAAUUCGACGUAGACUGGAUGACACGGAACGGCAUAUGGUUCUGUAAUUCGCGCAACGCCGUGUCGGAAUCUACAGCUGACAUGGCCCUUUUUCUCAUCCUGGCGGUGUUGAAGAAUGCUUCUGUUACGGAACGCUCGGCGAAAAGGGGAGCUUGGAGGGAGGGAAUCGAGUGUGUUGGUAGGUCACCUCGAGGUAUGGUGUUGGGUAUCAUUGGCAUGGGGAGUAUUGGGAAGCCACAUCUGGGAGGGUACACUGACGGAGCAUUCAAGCUGUCUCAGCUAGAAUGUUUCGAGAACAUCAAGUCAUGGUACGCUACAGGUGUGCCCAUCUCUCCGGUUAACAACAUUGAAAAGCAAGGAUAG